Messenger RNA from Nylanderia fulva, 1049 nucleotides. RefSeq lists its product as uncharacterized. Lineage: Eukaryota; Metazoa; Arthropoda; Insecta; Hymenoptera; Formicidae. The record is from RefSeq and is a predicted model, not a curated record.
GCGGAAGAGGAAAGUCCUUUCAACGGGCAAGAAAAACACGAUCAAUUGGUUGAUGACGACGAGGAAAAAGGAGCGAUGAGAGGAAAUAUCCGCGCAAUAAAUCGAAGCCAUAGCUGUAAGCGCAUUUCAGUGUCUCGUCUUGUCCUUUGGUUUCCGGACGCAUUUCCUGUGUUUCCACGUUCGCGCAAGUUAAUGAAAUGACGUCCCGUGUUGGCGUUUUGCGGAUACUGUGGUUGCUGUUGGCUCUCGCAACCCUUCUUGAUGGUUCGCCGGCGAUUAAGAAGGAACGCAAAGCACCGACCAAUUUUCGGUACUCCGAGGAUUUAGAUGCAGAGGCUACGAAUCACGGAGGCGGUAGCAAACAUCGCGAAGAGGGUGGCGGCUCGGAACACGAAGAGGAUCAUCAUAACACGCACGGUCACAAAGGCGACAAGGGUUACAAGGUCUUCCACGAGUUUGAGAAGAGCGAUAAGGGCCAUCUUGACGAGAAGAAGCAGAAGCACGUGUACGAUGAGGAGAAUGGUGAAGAGGAAAAGAAACACGAAGAGGCUGGUCAUUAUGGUGAGGAACAUGAAGGCGAAGAGGGUGAAAAAGGCGCGAAAUUCGGCGAAGAGGGAAAACACCAGAAGGGAUACAGUACAAAAGGAGAACACAGUGUUUUCAAGAAAGAUGAGUAUGAGAAGAAACAUGAUUUUUACGACGAAUAUCACGAAGACGGAGGAAACGAAAAUCAUGGUGGUUGGCAUGAAGAACACGAGGGCAAGAAGGGUGGCCAUGAAAAGAAGGGCUAUCUGCAUGCGGGACACCACGAGGGACAACACGAUAAGGAGAAGAAACACGAAGGAGGCCACCAUCACAACGAGAAGAAAGGUCACAAAUCGGCUGAAGGGCACAAGAGUCAUCAUGAACAUGAUGAGAAACAUGGUAAUAAAGGCGGUCACGCAUCAGGGCACAAAUUUUCGAAAUCGAAACAUAAUUGACGCGAGACGAGAUGAAAUUCAUCCUUACAUAAUUGUCAAACGCAAUUCGCUUAUAUCUACUUUAAUAAG